Messenger RNA from Phragmites australis (common reed), 1167 nucleotides. Its product is annotated as phospholipase A(1) DAD1, chloroplastic-like. The coding region runs from base 1 to 1167 and encodes 388 amino acids. Gene Ontology annotation, molecular function: glycerophospholipase activity. Gene Ontology annotation, biological process: lipid metabolic process. The transcript has a single exon. NCBI's taxonomy places the organism in Eukaryota, Viridiplantae, Streptophyta, Magnoliopsida, Poales, Poaceae. The record is from RefSeq and is a predicted model, not a curated record.
AUGGCGGCUUCCAUCUCUGGAUCCCGCACCUGCUACCCUAGCGUUGCACUGUCCCGUGGCAGCAGCUGCCGCACCAUCAGGAGCUCCUUCGCGCCCUGCUCGCUGGCGUCCAAGCCCGCGACGCUGCGGAUCGGGAGGAAGUGGUCGGAGCUCCAGGGCGCCCGCGACUGGGACGGCCUGCUGAGCCCGCUCGAUGGCGCACUGCGCGGGGAGCUCGUCCGGUACGGCGAGUUCGUCCGCGCGGCCUACGUAAGCUUCGACUUCGACGGCCGCGCCCCGUCGUACGGCUCCUGCCGGUUCCCGAGCCGCUCCCUGCUGCGCCGCGCCGGUCUCCCCGAGACCGGGUACCGGGUCACCCGCCUCCUCCACGCGGCGUCCACCUCGGCGCCCGGCUGGCUGUCGCAGUGCAGCUCGAGCUACAUUGGCUAUGUCGCGGUGUGCGACGACGAGGACGAGAUCGAGCGGCUCGGCCGACGCGACGUCGUGAUCGCGUACCGCGGCACCGCGACGUGCAGCGAGUGGGUCGACAAUUUCCAGUCUACUCUGACGCGGCUGCCGGCCGGCGCGCCGCGUUCUAGUGACGCCGACGAGAAGGACGAGCCGAUGGUGGAGAGUGGGUUCUGGAGGCUCUUCACUGCACCAGGCGAAGCUCACAGCAGCCUGCAGGACCAGGUGCGCGGCGAGGUGCAGAGAAUCGUCCACGAGUACGGUGGCAACAAAGGCAUGCCGCCACUGAGCAUCACGGUCACCGGCCACAGCCUCGGCGCGGCACUCGCGGUGCUCUCAGCCUACGAGAUCACGAUCGCGGUCGCGCAUCAAUGCGGCGAGGACGACGCGCCGAUGGUCACCGCCGUGUCGUUCGGCGGCCCGCGCGUGGGCAACGCGGCGUUCCGGCGCAGGCUGGAGGAGAGCGGCGGCAAGGUGCUCCGCAUUGUGAACUCGAACGACAUCGUGACCAAGGUGCCGGGGUUCCCGGUCGACGACUGCAGCGGCGAGUCGGCGAAGAGGAAGCCGAAGGUGCCGAGGUGGCUGGUCUCCAAGAUGGGGUGGGCGUACAGCGACGUGGGACGCGAGCUGCGGCUCUGCAGCCAAGAUUCGGCGCCCAACGUGGUUGCGUCGCAUGACCUCGACUUGUACCUCAAGCUCGUGGCUGCCUGCACAGAUUAG